AUGUCUAAAGCCAUUUGUAGGUCCUUUAAUGGUGUUCGGCUCCUUUCUGGACCUGGGACAUGCCGGCCACGACGCCGCACGUAUCAGCAUGUAUGGCCGAAACAAGCAGUCAGUCGUUCAACAGCAGCAGUCUCGACCACUCGCAUAGCAAAAGGAAUACAUGCGACAGCACCUAUUCAGCCUAGUCAUAAAGGAUAUGCCGUCAGCUGUGGAUCGCUCGAUCCGUUGAGCGACACCAUGUUCCAACAUCCCAACUUAUCCCGGUCAAGGGGACAAACCGGACAUGAUAUUCUUCAAAACACCUUGGUCAAUUGCAAGGUGGAAAAAAUAUUUGGCGUACCCAGCCAGUCAAUUCGAUCUGACCCUUUCAACAACAUUUAUAAUUCGAAGUCUCUCGAUGCCGUUAUAGCGAGUCAAGAACAAGGAACAGGACAUAUGGCAGAGGGAUAUGCAAGAGCCACUGGCAAGCCAGGCGUUGUUCUCGUAACAUCGCCGUACGGCAUCACGAGCCUUGUAACACCGAUGCAAGAUGCGCUUUGCGACGGGACGCCAAUGGUAGUCCUCUCCAGCCUAUCGCCGUCUAUAUCUCUUGGACGCGACGAGUUCCAGGUUCCCGAUACCCUAGGCAUCGCAUCGGCGUGUACAAAAUGGAGCAGCAGGGUCGCCCAGAUCGGAGAGCUCGAGCAGAAGAUCAAUGACGCUUUCGAGAUCGCUCUCAGCGGGAGACCCGGCCCAGUUCUGGUAGAUAUACCGGCUUCCGUCAUGAAUGAACAAUUACACCAUCCAUACGGCAUGCCACCACUCCGUUUAAGACGUCUACCGCCAAUCUCCACUGGAGUUCUCAGAAUGGCCCCCCAAGACCUAGAUCAGACUCUUACGGAAGUUGCCCGGCUCGUUGAUGGGGCACGAAAACCGGUGUUAUACGUCGGCCAGGGCAUGCUCGCCCGUCCAGAGGGACCAGCGAUCCUGAACGAAUUUGCAGACAAGGCAAAUAUCCCAGUCACGACAUCCCUCCAAGGCCUCGGCGCAUUCGACGAGCACGAUCCGAAGUCGCUGCAUAUGCUUGGGCUGCAUGGCUCUGGGUACGCCAACCUCGCUGUGCAGGAAGCAGACUUGAUUAUCGCGCUUGGGGCCAGGUUCGAUGAUCGCGUCACCGGAAGCAUCCCGAAGUUCGCGCCCCAGGCUCUCGCUGCUGCUUCUGAAAACCGAGGCGGCAUCGUCCACUUCGAUAUUGCCCCGAAAAACGUCAACAAGGUGGUCCAGGCAACGGAGGUGGUCCUGGGCGAUUGCGCGACGAACCUCAAACAACUGAUUCCUCGGAUUCAACGAGUCUCGGACAGACCAGAGUGGUUUUCGCAAAUACGACACUGGAAGAAGAGAUUUCCGCUAUCCGCCUAUGCGAAGCACAACCCCUCCAAGUCGAUCAAGCCACAAGCCGCGAUCCAGAAGCUCAGCGAGAUGGCGGACCACAUGAAAGACCGAGUCAUCAUCAGCACCGGCGUCGGCCAACACCAGAUGUGGGCGGCUCAGCACUAUCGCUGGCGACAUCCUCGGACGAUGCUGACGUCUGGCGGGUUGGGCACGAUGGGAUACGGCCUGCCAGCGGCCAUCGGGGCCAAGGUUGCGCGUCCAGACUGUCUCGUCAUUGACAUUGAUGGUGAUGCUUCAUUAAGCAUGAGCUUGGCGGAGCUAGCAACAGCAGCCCGAUAUAAUAUCGCCGUCAAGGUGCUCUUGUUGAACAAUGAAGGGAUGGGCAUGGUUUCAGACCUCCAAAGGAUGUACUAUGCUGAGCGGUUCGCCCACUGCCGGCAGGAGAAUCCAGACUUCGUCCUGGCAUCGCAGGGGUUCGGCGUCGCGGCCGAUCGAGUCGUCUCUCCCGCAGACCUUGAGCAGAAGUUAACUUGGUUGAUCGAACACGAUGGGCCGGCGCUUCUGGAAGUCGUCACGGAGAGGAACACUCCGGUCUGGCCAGUAGUACCCUCCGGUAAGGGCCUACAUGAGUUCGUCACAUACCCCGAAGUUGUAGACUAA
This is a messenger RNA of Ilyonectria robusta, 2031 nucleotides long. Its product is annotated as thiamine diphosphate-binding protein. Lineage: Eukaryota; Fungi; Ascomycota; Sordariomycetes; Hypocreales; Nectriaceae. Bases 1 to 2031 code for a protein of 676 amino acids. Gene Ontology annotation, molecular function: flavin adenine dinucleotide binding; acetolactate synthase activity; magnesium ion binding. Gene Ontology annotation, cellular component: mitochondrion; acetolactate synthase complex. The record is from RefSeq and is a predicted model, not a curated record. The transcript has 3 exons. Gene Ontology annotation, biological process: L-valine biosynthetic process.